This is a messenger RNA of Dreissena polymorpha, 1005 nucleotides long. Its product is annotated as calmodulin-like. Gene Ontology annotation, molecular function: calcium ion binding; enzyme regulator activity. The coding region runs from base 113 to 562 and encodes 149 amino acids. The transcript is spliced from 6 exons. NCBI's taxonomy places the organism in Eukaryota, Metazoa, Mollusca, Bivalvia, Myida, Dreissenidae. The record is from RefSeq and is a predicted model, not a curated record.
AUUUUAUUUACCAAUACGUUAAUUAGUCAGUUGAAGUAUUAACACGUGCAUUUAUUUAACAGUAACGUUGUACAAUUAUAAGCGACGCUUGCAAGUGACUGGGAAUUAUACCAUGGCUGAGCAGAUGACAGAAGAGCAGAUAUCUGAGUUCAAGGAGGCGUUCAGCUUAUUCGACAAGAAUGGGGACGGGACGAUCUCGUCGAAGGAGCUGGGUAUCGUGAUGCGCUCGCUGGGACAGAACCCUACAGAGGCAGAGUUGCAGGACAUGGUCAACGAGGUGGACGCUGACGGAAACGGUACCAUAGACUUCCCCGAGUUCCUGACGAUGAUGUCGCGGAAGUUGAACGACAUCGAGAGCGAGGAAGAGCUGCGAGAGGCGUUCAAGACAUUCGACCGCGACGGCAACGGAAUGAUCAGCGCCGCGGAGCUGCGUCACGUGAUGACCAACCUCGGGGAGAAGCUGACCGACGAGGAGGUGGACGAGAUGAUCCGGGAGGCGGACUUGGACGGGGACGGACAGGUUAACUACGAAGAGUUCGUGAAAAUGAUGACCAGUAAAUAACCAAGCCGGCAGGUUUUGCCUACUUGUCAUAAGGACAAAUGUUAUCGAGAGUAUUUCACGUAUAUAAGGUUCCAGGAUCAUCGUUGAGGGUGUGAUAAAUAGUGAAAUAAAAUAUUGUAUAUAAGUCUGUUCUUCUUGGACACAGCAUCAAGUGUUUUGACAGAAUGAAAGAAUUGUAUAACCAAUCACUUAUUAUUUUUGUUUGUAAUUACACAUGUACCUUUGCAAUGGAAAGUAAUCUUUCUGCAAAUUGUCGAUGCAGCGUUCCUGUGUCAUUUACGUUUUCUAUGUUUGUGUGUUAUGUCUUUAAAUGAUUAUUACACAUCGGCUGUCAUCUUGUUUGGAAAAAUCCAAUAGUGGAUCCAGACCAAAACUACAAGUGGCACAUUCGCGGCAUUUUGCAACCCAAAAGUGGGCAUUAAUAAAAAAAUAAUGAUAAACAA